Dermacentor andersoni is the source of this 1917-nucleotide messenger RNA. Its product is annotated as cytochrome P450 3A41-like. NCBI's taxonomy places the organism in Eukaryota, Metazoa, Arthropoda, Arachnida, Ixodida, Ixodidae. Gene Ontology annotation, molecular function: iron ion binding; steroid hydroxylase activity; heme binding. The record is from RefSeq and is a predicted model, not a curated record.
UCGUGGCUUGUUUCUAUCCCGUGCCCCGCAACAGAUUUGUUUGCCUGUGUUGUCUCGUGCGUGCCGUACGGAAGUUCCCAUGACCGAAUCGAUAGUGUUCGCAUGAGUUUGAAGCUGCAUGUAAGGGCACCUCCAAGACCGUCCUACACUUGUAGUCGUCUUUGCCUGGGAAUAGCAUCUUGACGCGCUGCAUGUGAUCAUCCGUGCGAACAAAGAAGACUGUCCAGUUCUUUGUGAGAACUUUCAAUCGUGAUGUUUCUUCCGAGUCUAGUUGACUGCGUCAUACUAGUGGCUGCAACGUGUUUCCUGCUAUAUAGAUAUGCCGCGAGAAACAGGAACUUCUGGAAGGAUCAAGGCAUUGUUCACGAGAAGUUGUCCGUUGUCUUUGGUCCCAUCUUAAGGCUGGUCAUGAAGCCAGUAUGUCUGAGCGAUCAAGAAAGGUGCCAGAAGAUGGGCCGGGUCUUUGGCAUCUACGAAGGAGGCAAGCCUACGCUAAUGGUGUCGGACCCAGAGCUUGUGAAGCAAGUUCUUGUUAAAGACUUCCAUCUGUUGCCGAACAGAAGGCAACGACAGUUCGACGAUACCAUGCUCAGCAACAUGAUGGUCUUCGCAGCCGUGGAGCGUUGGAGGAGAAUACGUCCUGCGGCAAGCCCGGCAUUUUCGACUGGCAAGCUAAGAAAGAUGAACUCUUUGAUUCAAGAAUGCGCAAAAGUGACGUGUCGGCACCUGAAAAACGCUGCGGAAAAGACUGAGGACAUCGAUGUUAAGCAGUUCUAUGGCCACUACGCUUUGGAUGUGAUUGCCACAUGCGCAUUUGGGACGAAGCUGGAUUCGCACACGGAGACCACCAAUGGUUUUGUGACCGAGGCUCGAAAGGCGUUCUCUGUGAAAAUCACUCCCAAGCUGCUCUUUGCGGUGCUGUUUCCGGGUCUGGUAAGAGCGCUGAAGAUCAAGGUACUGAACGAUGAUUCUUUUGUCUACUUCAAGAAAGUAUGUCAAGGAAUUAUAGGGAACAGGCAAGCACACAGUCAGUUCCACGAAGACUUCCUCCAGCUGAUGAUGGAGGCGCAAAAAGGUUGCCUCCAACCUUCCACCGAGGGCUCGUCGGAGACGGAGAGCACGCUUUUCGACAUCGGCUCAGAAGAGAUGUCCACUGCGACGUUCGGUGCCAAAGGAAUGACGGAAGACGAAGCGCUGGCGCAGUGCGUGCUCUUCUUCCUGGCCGGUCAGGACACUACUUCGUCGACGGUGGCAUUCGCCACUUACUUGCUGGCCUUACACCCUGACGCGCAGGACAAACUACGGAAAGAAGUGGACGAGUGCUUUGCGAACCACGGACCGGAGCCCAGUCUUGACGUCGUCUCUAAGCUAGAGUACCUUCACUGCAUUGUUUCGGAAACGCUGCGGCUGUACCCACCCGGUACGAGGAUCGAACGAGCUGCGUAUGAAGACUACGUGCUGGGAGAAACCGGAAUCAAGAUACCCAAGGACUGCGUUGUCGCCAUUCCUAUUUACGCUAUGCAUCAUGACCCAGAAUUCUUCCCUGAACCGGAUGCUUUCAAACCGGAGAGGUUCAGCAAGGACAACGUAGGCUCUAUACGACCCUACACCUACCUUCCUUUUGGUGCCGGUCCAAGAAACUGCAUUGGGAUGCGGUUCGCGCUUCAGGCGGUCAAGCUCUGCUUGCUCCACUCGGUGCACAACGUCGAGUUCGUGCGCGCGGACAAAACGCAGGUCCCUCUGAAGAUUGGAAAAGGGCUCGGCGUUCUGAGCGCGGAAGACAUCACUGUUGGAAUACGAAAGCGGGGACGCGAUAACAUUUAGCGACGUGCACGCGUAUCGUCUAUAUGGGACAUUAAUGAGUUAACAUGUUUCGUAUUUCACAAAGAGGAAUAUAAAAAAUCACCGCCCCUUCCA